Molecule: messenger RNA, 282 nt
Organism: Priceomyces carsonii
Lineage: Eukaryota; Fungi; Ascomycota; Pichiomycetes; Serinales; Debaryomycetaceae
Exons: 1
Coding region: 1-282 (93 amino acids)
Biological process (GO): phospholipid translocation
Cellular component (GO): nucleus; mitochondrial intermembrane space; cytosol
Molecular function (GO): phosphatidic acid transfer activity
Source: RefSeq, a predicted model, not a curated record
AUGGGAAAUAUAAUGUCAGCUUCAUUUGCACCGGAGUGUACUGAAGCCAAGAAAACCUAUGAUGAUUGCUUCAACAAAUGGUAUACAGAGAAAUUUUUGCAAGGUAAGUCACUAGAAAACGAAUGCACUGAGGUAUGGGAUGAAUACAUAAUGUGUGUGAAUGCUGCUUUGGCAAAACAGAAACUCGAUAACAUGUUGGAAAAAGCUAGAAAAGAUGAGCCAUUCACGUCGGAAGAAAUCAGACAAAGUGCCGAACAAGAAGAUCAGAAUCCUACAAAAUAA